Hymenoscyphus albidus is the source of this 3391-nucleotide messenger RNA. The record is from the annotation of a GenBank genome assembly. Lineage: Eukaryota; Fungi; Ascomycota; Leotiomycetes; Helotiales; Helotiaceae.
AUGGCACAAUACACAGACCAAGCCCUAAUUGACCAGGCCUUCAGAGAGCAUGAAGAUUGGAGCAAACGACCUAACGCAUCCGUACCUAAGAUCAAUCUAAAGCCUGGAAUUUUGGAAUGCCUCACGAACUUGCACAGCGAUGCUACCACACCAUGGGCACUUUGCGAGUCAAUAGCCAGUCCACCAAGUCCAGGGAUCUGUCUCAAAUAUGGCGGUGGGAUUGGAUUGCCGCUCUCAGAUGGUGAUGCGAAGGUACUUGUGUCAGCCAGUUACGAAUCUUCAAGUGCGGAAGGAGAUAUUGCGGAGUGGAUGGCUCGUAAUUUGUGGGAAUUUUCAGCUGAAGAGUUUGAGCUUACAAAUCCGAACUUUGGGUGCUUUGUAACAGGGGCUGUGAAGAAGGUCACUGCUGAUUUGGGGGUUGAUGUUGCGGGUGGAUCGGUAAGAGUAGAGCUACAUAAAAUGACACUUCGUGAUGCAGGAGAGCAGACACGGCUUCAGAAGUAGGUUAUAUUUCGAAUUAGUCUAGUAGUGGGCUCAAAUAUGACUAACAUUCAAAGCUCCGAGGCCACUCCAUCAAAUUUCGCCACUUUGGAAAUCUGCCUGCCUUCUAAACAUGAAGGUGGUGAGGUCCAAUUCAGCUUCCAUGGCCAGAGAAGGACGCUACAAACGGCUGGCUCAUCACCAUUCGACAGCACAUAUCUCGCUUGGUUUGUUUGUGUGUCACUGAAAGUGUCUCGCUUAUCUUUUAUAGGUUUUCUAAUGUUGUCCAUGAGGCAAACCCUAUCAUUAAGGGUCGUCGAUUGAGUCUUACUUAUAACCUCUUUCACCAAAAUUUAGGUCGUGAUGAACUAAGAGCUGGUGUAAAUGUAUCGGUAACAAAGCUCAAGUCGCUGCUUUCCUCUUGGAAAUGCGAUCUCCGCGACAAAACAUCAACUUUUCAGUAUUUUACUCAUAUGCUUGAUGGUCGAUAUGAUGGAUUCAGCCUCUCUUUUAGUUCUUUGAAGGGACGUGAUCUCACGGCACUGUCUGGACUUCUCCAGCUUUGCGAUGAGCUUGAGCUUGAGCUUGUUGUAUAUCUGGCUAAUAUAGAAGUAUCGGUCAAGGGCAAUGCUUCUACAGAUAAUGAGAUUGUUGACGUGGAUAAAAUGCUGACAUCUUUGUUGAAGGUUGUGGAUUCAGAUGGUAGAACGGUAGCAGAAAACAUGCAACUGAACGAUCCACAUUUCAUUCAAGGUGAUGGUAUCGUGCCGUUCAAGGGGAAGAAACCGGAUGAAAUACACGACGAUUCUCAUAACGAAGAUCAAGGUUAUACUGACUGGAGCAUUGAUCACUAUGAACCAUAUUUGCGAUACGUAUUUCACCAGACGGUAUGUAAAGUCUCCAUAUGAUGGCGUAACUAUAUUUAUAACGCAUCAUUCUAGGUAGCCAUUGUCAUGCCAAGGAGUUUCAGACCUCUGAUCUUCUUUGGACCCAGAGACCCAGGCAACGACCCUUGGAGCGCAUGUGACGCUUCUGCAGAAUACCCCAAGCCAAAAGUCGUACAAUGGAUAGGCAAACUUUAUGCAGAGCUUGAUGUUGACGAUAGUAUUUCUCUUCGCAAUGAUAUCCGGUAUAUCUGCAGAGUAGAUAUCUCAAAUGCGAAUCUACGAACAAAAACAAGAAGAACAUCAACAAUCCCAAGCCUCAAGGUACCCCAGAUAUCCCCAGAGAGGACAUGAACAGAAUUCUAUUUCUGAUGCCACGCUGGAGUAUGUCAUCUUGACUUGUAUCAGAUUAGGGGAUCUGGAUCUUCUUGCGGAUGCGAUGUUUCUGUUUCCGCAGCGGGAACGGCCGACAGAUGCGUUUUUAUCAAAACUUGGGGCGGCUCUUCUAAAUCAUCGCCGCAGGAUUUUUUAUCAGAGUAAGUGCAUUCCAAGAUAGAAUUCAAAGGAAGAUUGUGCGUCAUUGCUCUGUGAAAGAUUGAUUCAUCAAGCCAUGCAUUGAAUGAUAAUGGUAGUUUGAAGCAUGAUCUGAAAAGAAAUUCGCUAACAUCAAUUACAGGCUUAGUCGUCGCUUUUCAGCGUGGAACACCUUCGUUUCUCAGUACGAAAUUCUUAAAGCAAUAGAAGCUGGUAUGAAUGAGGAAGGAGCCCUGGACUUGGAAAUUCAUGAUAGAUGUAAGUCGUGGAUAGAUUAUGAGAUCUGGAGAGCUAUGAAUGUCACAAACAUUAGCACACCACGAGAUGGGGCUAUUUUGGGGGAGUUAGUGAGCGAUUGUUUCUCUACUGUAGUUGGGCAACCGUGGCAUCUUUCAAGAGAGAGACUUGCUGAUAGGUUCGUCACACAUAAUCUGAAGACUCAGACAUUUCUAACCAACAUAGUAUUGUGGAUGUUGUUGAAGCCAAUAUACAUAACACGUCAAUGACCGUGGAGUUCCUCAACACCCUUUCUCGCCCAUCUAAUAACAAGCCCGAUUCUUGUCAGAAAUUCACAGUGCUAUUGUGCAAAAACUUGCCAGCCACCUCAGCAUGGACACCUUUUCAAACACCACCCAAGAGCUUAAGGCCCGAAACUGCCACCCUGUUGUCGAGCUCUUGAUGCAGUGUCAAAAAUUCGGUAACCGGAAAGGAAUCGCUCGUCUGCUAGGGGGAUUCUUAGCAAAGUUCAGAUCACACCAGUUGGACUAUACAACACUAUCUAUAUACCAUUCCUCAGAGGACUAUGUAGGGAACUCGUCCCUCUGAACGUACCACUACAGGGUUCUUUUUUCCAGACAUUCUUUCAAUGCAUGCUCAUCACAUACGUCUACUUCUACGUCGGAAGAGCGCCCCAAAUUCCACUCGAUUGGAGCCGUCCGCUAUCUAAUUGUCCCCCAGAUUGUCAAGAUUGCAACAGACUAAACAUUUUCCUAGCCAGUCCCCACGAAACACUAGCAAAAUUCGCCAUCGGGAAAGCAAGACGUCAACAGAUCCAACAACAAUGCGAAGCCAUAGGAGGAUUCUCCUUCGACGAAAUAUCAGGAUCAGGAAUCGUCCUAGUAAUAACCAAGGACCUAUCUGAGUUUCAGAAAGAACAUCAGAAUUGGACUGUUCGAUUCCAAGCCACAAAGGCCACUUUCGAACGUUUUGGCGAACCACUUCGGAGGAUGCUGGGGGAUAAAUAUCUGGCUAUUACUUCCCUUUCUGUAGAUGGGCUUCCGCGAGUGAAUUGGGAUGCGCGUUAUUUUCCUCCGCCACCGACUCAGCCAGUGGUGCGAAAUAGGAACAUUCCGUUUUGGGGAGAUAUUGGACAAACGGAAUUUCAUGAGAGUCGGUAUGGAAGUCAGAUGAGGAUUUUACCUCCUAUUACGAAGCCGAGGAAGGCUCCGCUUCUGGUUCCAUCUGGUGCUGUGGUGAUCAAGUUGAAGGACUGA